This is a messenger RNA of Hippoglossus stenolepis (Pacific halibut), 6933 nucleotides long. RefSeq names its product G protein-coupled receptor kinase interacting ArfGAP 1 (gene git1). Gene Ontology annotation, molecular function: protein binding; GTPase activator activity. The record is from RefSeq and is a predicted model, not a curated record. The transcript is spliced from 21 exons. Bases 449 to 2800 code for a protein of 783 amino acids. Gene Ontology annotation, biological process: regulation of ARF protein signal transduction; brain development. Lineage: Eukaryota; Metazoa; Chordata; Actinopteri; Pleuronectiformes; Pleuronectidae.
CCAGUAGGCUGCAGGGAUGACAGUGUGGGUGGGUGGGGGUGUGUGUGUGUGUUUGUGUUAUGUGGGUGCUUGUGUAGUGUGUGCGUGUGUAUGUGUGUGAGCUGACAGGUAGAAAGCUGCCGUCUCUCGGUGAGUUGCGGGCAAUGCGGUGAACAGAUUUUGGUAAAUAUUCAGACAUGGUGGUUCACUCCAGCAGCCAGAUGAACCAUGCCCACUAAACUUCGCUGCAGACUUGGAGCUCAGUGGUGAACGUGGGCGAAGAUACCGCAGGAACAAACGGGAAAUCCAACUGUCAGCUGGCCGGGAAAAGCCGAUCACACCACCCGGCUUCCGGGGAUUCAGGGGCCGCAUCGGUUGACGGCAGACGUCGGUCGGCAGCUCGGGGGGAAGAGGGCGAGCAGCCACAUCAUCGCCGACAUCUACCUCUCGGUUUCUGCCACUUUCCGAGAUGUCAAGGAAGCUUCAGAGGACAGAAGUCUGCGCCGACUGCAGUGCGCCAGACCCCGGCUGGACCAGUAUCAACCGAGGGGUCCUGAUCUGUGAUGAAUGCUGUUCAGUUCACCGCAGCUUAGGGCGUCAUAUCUCCAUAGUCAAGCACCUGAGGCACAGCGGAUGGCCUCCAGCACUACUGCAGAUGGUUCAGACCUUGGCCAGUAAUGGGGCCAACUCCAUAUGGGAACACAGUCUCCUGGACCCUGCUCAGGUGCAGAGUGGUCGAAGGAAACCCAACCCCCAGGACAAAGUCCACCCCACUAAGUCAGAGUUCAUUAGAGCCAAAUACCAGAUGCUGGCCUUUGUACACAAGCUGCCCUGCCGCGAUGAUGAUGGCGUCACCACCAAGGACCUCAGUAAGCAACUCCACUCCAGUGUGCGAACGGGCAGUUUAGAGACAUGUCUUCGGCUCCUGUCCCUCGGCGCUCAGGCCAACUUCUUCCACCCGGAAAAAGGCACUACCCCACUCCAUGUAGCAGCCAAGGCAGGCCAGAUCUUGCAGGCUGAGCUCUUAGUGGUGUAUGGCGCAGACCCUGGAGCACCCGACAUAAACGGACGUACGCCUAUGGACUAUGCAAGGCAGGCUGGUCAUAUAGAGUUAGCAGAGCGGCUUGUGGAGUGUCAGUAUGAGCUGACAGACAGGCUAGCCUUCUACCUGUGUGGACGGCGUCCAGAUCACAAGAAUGGCCAUUAUAUCAUUCCUCAAAUGGCAGACAGAGCUCGUCCUAAGUGCCCGACACAGAGCCUGGACCUGUCAGAACUGGCCAAGGCUGCCAAGAAGAAGCUCCAAGCGCUCAAUAAUCGGCUGUUUGAGGAGCUAGCGAUGGAUGUCUACGAUGAGGUGGAUCGCAGAGAAAAUGAUGCAGUGUGGCUUACGACCCAGAACCACAGCACUCUGGUAACAGAACGCAGCGCAGUGCCCUUCCUACCAGUCAAUCCUGAAUACUCUGCCACACGCAACCAGGGCCGUCAGAAGCUGGCCCGGUUCAAUGCUCGGGAGUUUGCCACUCUCAUCAUCGAUAUCCUGAGCGACGCUAAAAGGAGACAGCAGGGAAAAGGUCUCAGCAGCCCUACAGACACACUGGACCUGGGUAUUGAUGAUGACCAGCAUGACUAUGACAGCGUAGCAUCUGAUGAAGACACAGACAGUGAGCUAACCACCCAGAACAACAACAACACACAACGCAGCAACCGAGCAAAGAGUAUGGACUCGUCAGACUUGUCAGACGGUCCCAUCACCCUGCAGGAGUACCUUGAGGUGAAGAAGGCCCUGGCCUCCUCAGAAGCCAAGGUGCAGCAGCUCAUGAAAGUCAACAAUAACCUGAGCGAGGAGCUGCGGCGGCUUCAAAAGGAGAUCACACGGAUGCAGACAGAGAACAGUGCCCUGCGGGGCCAGCAGGCUGGGGGGGCAGCCGGCCAUGGGGUAGGGGCCAUGGGGGAGGGGAGGAGGCCACUGGCAAGGGGGGUGAUGCGAGGAGGAAUAAGUGGAGGGGGUCUGGGUGGGUAUGGGCCCGGAGCGGACACCCCGGGGCACUCUGUGCCCUCCUCUGUCGCUCCCCACCGGAGAGACCGCCAGGCCUUCUCAAUGUACGAGCCAGGGGCGGCCUCCGGCCCCAAGGUCCAUGGCCCCCCAGCCCUGGACUCCCUGGCAGCCCGCCUGCAGCCCCUCAACACACCCAGCGUAAGGAAGGGUAGCACAGGGGGUCCAGUGUCGUAUGGAAGCCAACAUCUGUCUGGAUCUACAGAGAUGGGCAGAUACAUGAUCUCCAAACCAGAGAAGCACGGCAGUGGCACAGACAGUGACUAUGACAACACACAAACAUAUGACCUCUCGCUAAGGUCAGACUCACGUAGGGGCCGCAGCAGUGAGGAGGAGGGUCGUGGGGAGUCUGAGGAAGGUGGGGGCGGGGAGACUUGGGAGCCAGACCCCACCCUGCCUUGUACAGAGGACGUCAUACUGAAGACUGAGCAGGUGACCAAGAACAUCCAGGAGCUGCUCAGGGCCGCCCAGGAGUUCAAACAUGACAGCUUUGUUCCAUGUUCUGAGAAGAUCCACACUGCUGUCACUGAGAUGGCCUCACUCUUCCCAAAACGUCCAGCGUUGGAUGCAGUCCACUGCUCCCUCCGGCUGUUGGCUUCCAGUGCCUCGCGGUUGCAGGUGGAGUGCCGCAAGGCGGUGCCCUCGGAGCCUGGGGCCCCUGCAGUGGACUACCAGCUCCUCACUCAGCAGGUCAUCCAGUGCGCCUAUGACAUCGCCAAGGCCGCCAAGCAACUGGUCACCAUCACCACUCGUGAGAAGAAACAGUGACCCAACAAAUGCAUGGAUGGAUGGAUUGAGAGGGAAGAGGAAGAAAGAACAGAUCAAUGCAUGGGGGGGCUGAGAGGGAACGGAGGGGCUUCUAGGAGAGUGAUGAAGACGGAUAAUGUGAUCACGCUAAAGAUGGGAGGACGGGAGUGACCGAGAGAGUGAUGGGCACGAUGAGGAAUGGAAAAGAAGAGAGAAGUUUGGAAAAUGCAUGGGAAAGGAAUCGGAUGGAAGCGCUCAUGGUUGAGUAGAAACACGAGGACUGAAAAAGGAGAAAUUCCACAAGUGUGGAAGUGAAAGCCGGGGAGGACGAGCGGGGGGAACCGACAUGGGAACUAGAGCGUGGAGCAACAGUUGGAAUCAGAUGUGUAUAAUAAACUGUUUAACUGUGAUGAGCAUAUGUGAAAUACAGAGGUGGUGAUGUACAGAGAACUGGAUCCUGAGGUGGUAACCGCUUUAUUUAUUCUCACCUGUCGGUUGUCAUCCCUCCCUCCCCGAUCGUGGUUGAGAGGGAGAGGGAGUGUAAGCUGCGAGAGCGGGAGGUCGACAGACCAACCACCGCAGACCGUGAUGUACCCCAAACCACUGCAGCCCCUCCGUCCUGUGAUGAGUCAGGACGUUCCUCCUCUGCUUUCCUCUCCCACCUGCUCCUUUGACCCUCUCUCUCUUUCUCUCUCUCUCUCUCUCUCUCUCUGGCCAAUGAAAACACAAGGCCCCUCUUGUCUCCUAUCCCGUCCCAUACAGGAUGAGCUCUCGCUGCAGAGAAGGACCCCCUGGCAUCCAUCUAACGUAACCCUGCUCCACACCCCAGAUACCUUUUCCUGGGUUAACUUUUACAGGGGGUUCCUGCUCUCCUCCGACCUGUCACCCCCGUCUCUCUCUACAUUGUCGGUGGUACACAGCGUGAUCUGGCAUGUUUGAAUUUCUUUCCUCUCUCCUCUUUUUCUUUGUUUUUUUCGCAGAUUGGUUUGGUCUGCACCUCUGAGGACAAACCUUACUGACUUACAAAAAACAAAACACUUACACUGGAAUAAUUGUGAUUUAUUAUUGUUUAUCAUGCCAAUUGUUUUUUUUGUUUUUGUAUUGAUAUUUUUACUGACUGUCGUCUUGAUUUAACUGUUUAUGUAUGUUUUAUUUCAUUGUCUCAAUAUGAUUCUCAUUUAUUGGAAUAGGGAGACAGGUUGGUAAUGUGCUCAACCUCUUACUGGGAUUUAAACCAACAUGCACACGUAAAGAAAAGAAGAAAAACCUGUGAAAUGGUCCUCAACAUUUCUCCCACGCUCUGUUUUUGGGUGACGGUUGAGGUUUUUUUCUUCAUGUCGUAAUUUGUCCUGUGGCCAAGGGGUUGAAAAGUUGCCAAAGGGGAGUUGGAUUUUUGGGAGAUAAGUUUUAGAUUUUCUGUCAGAUUGAAAACCCCUUGGUGCAUUAUGACGGGAUCUGGAUCAAAAUGCUCUUUUGGUGUUUACUCUUUUAUUUGCCUCUUCUAAUAGAACUAGUGGAAUCAUCUCAGAAUCUCAUACUAACUUUUUUUGCCAAGCAGGAUGAUAAAAAUCAAGUGCACCAUUUGGUCCAGCUUGGGUACGAGGAUGAAUCCUCCUGUGUUGGUUUUAAAGCCGUAGGUUACUGACGAGGCUGGCGUGCUUCCUGGGUGCUUGUUUUGCACGGCAUACAUUAUUUACAUUAAUGAUAACAAACGCUGAGUCAAACGUUUGUUGACAUGCUUGUUGGAGAUACUGGUAGGUUGCAGUCAAAGCUAGUGUUGGUAAUCCUGGAAAAGCUAGCAGCAUGCUACAUUUGGGAAGCGAUCCAUUUCACCCCCUUCCAUCGGCCCUCUCAUCAAAGCGCACACUGUUUGACAACUGCUAGAAGACAACUUUUUUGGACUGGCUCGUUAACUUCUAGCUGUAGCCUCUGCUUCAGCGGUGCAUGUCUCCGCUGCUAAAGACUCAUGCACAACGAGAGCACAGGCAGGGUGCAUGCAGGGAGGCAGGUUGGUUAGUAGACAGGUACGCCAGCCAAUCAUAUUGUGCUACAUGUUAUACGAGGGCCGUAGACUCCGGCUUUUUUCUCUUCUUUUUUUCAAACAACUAUUUAUUGAUGGCUUUCGGGAUGUGAAGAGGAUUUCAACAAAUAAAGAUGGAAAGGUCUUUUAGAAACAAAUUACCAACCCUACCUUGAAGCUUUAGGUCGACCUGUGGAAAGCACCAGAUCGAGUCAACUGGAGAAAAAUGUGCUCAUUUGAAGUCAAUUUCUGAAACCUCAGAGUGCGCUUGAUUUACUUUGCCAUGUGUUACUUUCACUGUGGCGAGCACAAACAAGCCCACAGCCACUGUAGUCCGCUUGGUUCUGUGUCGCGGCCUGCUGACUCGGGCCUCAGAAGUUUUAACUUCUAGCUCACCAUGUCUCAUGGGAGACAGCAUUGGGAACAAAGUAGUGUUUUUUUUGUUUGCUUUUCAAAGAUGGCGCACUUAACCUAUUGUAGGUUAAAACAUUGUUCUGUGCCGAUGUGGUCAUACCUGUAACUAAGGUUUCAGAUGGGAUCUAGUAAAAGUCUUUGCCAGGAAGACUGUCCUCUUCUUUGUUUAAAUUCACCUCUUACCUUUCUCCAAUGAUUCUUCAGCUCUUUUCUCAAAGUGUCUGCAGCUCUCAGACUUGGUUCUUGCAUCGACCUCUUCUGCAUAAUCUUGGCUCGUCGCUCCGAAGGAUUCUGCGCAUUUAGAAAUUCACCUUCCUGAAACGAUGGCGUCGUCCUUCAAACAGCAUUUCAAAUAAAACACUGAGAUGCGCGAUCUCAGUGUUUUUUUUUGUCUUCCGCUGCCUUUUAGCAAGAAGCAAUUAAACCCCAACUUGUCCCAAACACUUUGAGAAACUGAUGCCAGACCGCCUUCAGCACUUCUCUGUCCACUUAAUUCACAUUCAGUCUUUCGCUUUUCCUCCCCUGAUCGUCACUUGGGGCGUCUGCCUGUCGGUGCUCCUCAGUGUCUCGUGCAGUUUCGUCUCUGCAGGACAAAGUUUGAAAGUUUUCUCUGUUCCCUGUCAAAACAAAUCAUGUCCGGAAGACUCUUGAAAUGUAUCAUUGUUUGAUAUUGAAUGCCUUUGCACAUCAUCAUCAUCAUCUCCUUUUAUGACUGGCUGAGUUACAGUAAUGUUUUACUGACUGCUGAAACUACAGAAAUACUUGCACACACACAAACACACAUUGGGGCCAGCAGAAAAGCUUGUCCCCUCAAUCAUGAUUGCCCAAGUUUUAGAGUAGAGCCAUAUAUAUGAACGUAUAUUUUCAUGCUAUAUUUUAUAUUAAGCUAUAUGUUAGGAUUAUGUUUGUGAGAUAUUUAUGUCUAUUUGUAGGCUCAAGUGAGCUUCAGGCCAAAUCUUCACUCUCUCUUCCUCCGCUCUUAACUCUUGACACACCGAAUGUUACGUCAUCGAUACUUGUGGGUGUGGUUAUCCUGAGGAAACACCCCCUCAUGUGUCAGCAAAUACUGAUCCUAUUACAAUCCACAGGAAAUGAGAGCACAUGUUUGAUUCAGGUGUGGUCUCAGUUGCACUAUUUUCAAACACCAGCUGGGUGAAGUAGGAUCUACAUGAUGCACCUCUCUUCCAAAGGUUUUAUUUCAGGUACAUGAGGUGCAGGAUGCAGCGGUGUGGUGUGGGAGGGGGCAGAUAGAGCGGUCUGAAGCGCACUUUAGCUUAGCACUACAGUCAUCUCAAAACAAGGGGGAGAGGGUCUAAAAACGCACACAGCCUCAGCCUCCCUGAUAUGUAUGGACACUACGUAGGGUGCCUCCAGUGUGAAUGUUAUUGCUUAUUUGUCCAACAUCAAACACACACCCUCACACACUUCUCAGUUGGACCAAGCCUUCCUACAAGUACAAACAUUACGUUUGCAGCCAGUGAAUUAUACACACACACAAACACACUUCUGAUACUCAGCCAUUGGCAGUGCACCGUGGCCCGCACUGUCGAUGUCCCCAUGUUUCUUCACAGCGCUACACUUUGGGAGAUGGGUGACGGGGAGAGUUAUCUUUUAAAAGAAGACAUUAAAACUGUAUAAAGUAGAGAAAACAAUGACUUAAAAAGGUCAAUCGUAAUGGAAACUCAUAAGCUGUACAUUUGUAAUAAAAUUUAAAAAACAA